Molecule: messenger RNA, 888 nt
Organism: Cylindrotheca closterium
Lineage: Eukaryota; Bacillariophyta; Bacillariophyceae; Bacillariales; Bacillariaceae
Source: the annotation of a GenBank genome assembly
AUGAGUGAAAUGGUAAUGAACUCCCUUCCAGUGGAUUACGCCACGGAAACCUCCGGUGGAUUUUCCUUUGAAAAUGCCACCCGCAAUCCCAUGAUCAUGGCCAGCAAGGGCGCCGAAUAUUUGCCCAAAUUAACCAAGAAGACUGGAACCACCAUUUGUGGCAUGGUCUACAAGGGAGGCGUCGUCUUGGGUGCCGAUACUCGCGCCACUUCCGACACUGAAGUAGCCGAAAAGAACUGUGAGAAGAUUCAUUACUUGGCUCCCAACAUUUAUUGUUGCGGUGCCGGAACCGCAGCUGACACGGAAAUGAUCACUCAAAUGAUGGCCUCUCAAUUGGAGCUGCUUCGAAUGAAUACUCACUCUCAAUCUCGUGUCAUUACUGCUUGUACUCUUCUCAAGAGAAGACUCUUUGGCUACCAGGGACACAUUUCCGCCGCUUUGGUUCUUGGCGGAGUGGACAAUAUCAAUGGACCUGCCGUCUAUAACAUUGCUCCCCAUGGUUCUACUGCCAAAUUGAACUACUCUACCAUGGGAUCUGGUUCUCUUGCGGCCAUGUCCAUCUUUGAAUCCGACUGGAAGGAAGACAUGUCCGAAGAAGAAGCCGUCCAGCUGGUCAAGCGAGCCAUUGGAGCGGGUAUCUUCAAUGACUUGGGAUCCGGUUCCAACUGUGAUAUUUGCAUUUUGAGGACUGAUGGAACCAAGGAUUACCGUCGUAACGACGUCAAGCCCAAUGAAGUGGCUCCUCUUCGUGCUCUUGUCAACAAGUCGUCUCUUCUUUCCAUGGUGCCAGGAUUGACUCCUACCAUUGGAAAUCCUCUCAUUCAGCCACAUCCAGCUCGUGUCAGUUUGGCCGAUGUGGAUGUGGUCAUGGAGACUGUCGAGUCUUAG